AUGAAUAUCACUACUGUCAAUCGGGACCCGCUGCAUGUAGCAAUCUUAAAGAAUGUGAUCACUGUUGUCCUCGCUCUUGCUAUUAUCUACAUUAAUGGAACUCUGGUUCAUACAUUCAGAAAACAUCAGGUUUUCAACACAAAUUCUCGUUACAUCUUGUACAUCCACCUGGUAAUCAAUGAUAUCCUCAUGCUCGCACUGAUGAUCCUCCUCCAAGUUCUUAGUUACAUUAUAUAUAAAUUCAAUGUCUCAUUUUGCAUUAUUAUGCUAAUGAUUGCCACAUCCACAAGUCUAAACAACCCCUUAACGCUUGCUGCCAUGGCUCUAGAGUGCUACCUGGCAAUAUGCUUCCCUCUCCGUCACCCUCAGAUCUGUACGGUCAGGAAAACUUACAUUGUGAUCACUGUGAUAUGGGUCCUAAGCUCUCUUGCAGUACUGCCAGAUCUGUUCAUAAUUAUUGCCACAAGACCUGCAAAGUACUUUCAUUCCAGUGUCUUGUGCUUGUGGGCUAAUAUUUUUACAAGCCCGGCCCUUAAACAGAAGAAAGAUGUAUUCAACAUUUUGCUUCUAGUCAUUGUUUGGCUCAUUCUUUUUUAUGCGUACUUUAGAAUACUUUUCACUGCACAGGCUGCUUCAGUAAAUGCAAAGAAAGCAAGAAACACUGUCCUACUUCAUGGCUUUCAGCUGUUGUUAUGCAUGCUAACCUUUGUUUAUAUUAUAUCAAUAGAGGGCCUGUCAAUUUUGUUUCCAAAUGACAUCCCAUCCAUUCGGUAUGUAAUUACACUAUUGAUUCAGGUCAUGCCUCGGCUCAUCAGUCCGAUGGUAUAUGGCAUAAGGGAUAAAAUGUUCAGGAAACACCUAAAACAAUACCUGUUACCUUUAAAUCCAGCCGGUCAUCCAAAAAAAGGAUCAUAUGUAGGCAGGCUGUUGAGGAGGCCACUAGAAGAUUACUGA
This is a messenger RNA of Poeciliopsis prolifica (blackstripe livebearer), 954 nucleotides long. RefSeq names its product odorant receptor 131-2-like. Gene Ontology annotation, molecular function: G protein-coupled receptor activity. Bases 1 to 954 code for a protein of 317 amino acids. The transcript has 3 exons. Gene Ontology annotation, cellular component: membrane. Gene Ontology annotation, biological process: G protein-coupled receptor signaling pathway. Lineage: Eukaryota; Metazoa; Chordata; Actinopteri; Cyprinodontiformes; Poeciliidae. The record is from RefSeq and is a predicted model, not a curated record.